Molecule: messenger RNA, 1983 nt
Organism: Empidonax traillii (willow flycatcher)
Lineage: Eukaryota; Metazoa; Chordata; Aves; Passeriformes; Tyrannidae
Gene: UFSP2
Product: UFM1 specific peptidase 2
Exons: 12
Coding region: 7-1452 (481 amino acids)
Source: RefSeq, a predicted model, not a curated record
ACCGGGAUGUGCCCGGGCCCGGCCCCCGCGGCGGCACUGACGGAUGUGGUAAUUCUAGAAGCUAUGGAUAUACUCUUCAGAAUAAGAGGAGGCUUGGAUCUUGCAUUUCAGCUGGCAACUACUGAUGAGGCAUCAACAAAAAAGACAUUAGGAUAUGUUUUCAGUGAUCUUGCAAACAAAUUGUCCUCAGAGUUUCUUGUACUAAGAAUUUGCCACAGUUCAGUCUAUGUGUGGCCCAACAAUGGUAUGACCACAGUUCCAGAGCUGACUGACGAGUCUGCAUGUAAGGAGAUAACACGGUUUAUACAAUUUGAUCAAGAUGAUGAGACCAAACGAAAGCUUGGCAAGAAGAAGGAUAAGAAGUUACAAGAUACGCAGCAGAUAGUCAAUGUAGACCUCAUGUUGGAAAUGACUUCUUCAUUAGCUGCUUUGGCUCCAGUCAUUGAAAGGGAAAAUAAGGAACACCACUACAUAAGUAUGACAUUGCCAGUUGAUGUUGUGGUAUCUGUUUCUCCAGAAGAAACGUGGGGAAAGGUACAAAAUCUCCUGGUGAAAGCAAUUCACAGGCAAUUAAAUGACAUGGAAAGAUGUAUCAUGAAAUACGUGAAAGGAACAUCAAUUGUGGUACCAGAACAGUUUCAUUUCAUGUUACCAGGAAAAAAUCAGCUUGUAACAAUCUCAUAUCCUACAGGUAUUUCAGAUGAUCAACUGGAAAGUUACAGAAAGGAAUUGCAUGGGUUAUACAAUCUGCCUUGUGACAGACCGUAUUUCAAGAGAGCAAAUGCUUAUCAUUUUCCAGAUGAACCAUAUAAAGAUGGAUAUCUCAGAAAUCCACACUUGCAUCUUAAUUCACCUGGUAUGGAGUCUGGUAUGGUUUAUUUAGUCCAUGGUGUGUAUAGUUAUCACCACUAUAUGCAGGAUCGGAUUGAUGACAGUGGUUGGGGCUGUGCCUAUAGGUCUUUGCAGACAAUCUGCUCUUGGUUCAGGCACCAAGGCUACACUGAUAGACCUAUACCAACACACAAGGAAAUUCAGCAGGCACUGGUUGAUGCUGGAGACAAGCCUGCAGGAUUUCUUGGAUCACGGCAAUGGAUUGGUUCAAUUGAGGUACAGCUUGUUCUGAAUCAGCUUUUUGGAAUAACAUCCAAAAUAUUAUUUGUCAGCCAGGGUUCUGAACUAGCAUUGCAGGGAAGAGAGCUUGCUAAUCAUUUCAAGACUGAGGGAACUCCAAUUAUGAUUGGUGGAGGUGUUUUGGCUCACACGAUAUUAGGAGUGGCUUGGAAUGAGAUUACAGGGCAAAUAAAAUAUUUGAUUCUAGACCCACAUUACACUGGAGGAGAAGAUCUGCAUGUUAUUUUGGAAAAGGGCUGGUGUGGAUGGAAGGGCCCGGAGUUUUGGAACAAGGACGCCUAUUAUAAUCUGUGCCUACCUCAACGACCAAAAGCUAUUUAAAUUCCUCUCUUCUGCUGGAACAUGCUAUGCCAGAAUACUAGCUGAUCUAGAUAAAACUGUCCUGUUAUUUAUCAAAAGAAUGCUUUAAGUCAAUCAAAACUCAGUUGAAAUAGAAAUGUUGCUGGAGUAAUUUAAAUUAAGGAACUUUUUUUUUAAAAUGAAACCUCUAGAAAUAAGAGUUAUCUGCUGGGAACUGCUUUUCUUACAAGUGCAUUUAUUAGGCAACUAAUACUCUAUUCUUUUCCCUAAGGCAACGUUACAUUUAUAUAGCAUUUUUUGCUACGUUAAAAUCUCUAUAGAUUAAAUGCCCAAUCCUUUUAUUUUAUGGAAUUCUUUCAUGGUAAAAAGAUGAACUGUCCCCUGCCUUUCAGAUUCUACGCAGCCAGCUGUCUUGUGUAUCUGUUCAAAGGCAUUGUUUGCUGCUGGUACUGCCAAUGAAGGCCUUUUGGGAGUGAGAAAAAAAUGGCUAUAUGUACUGAAUUUUAUGAAUUCUACUCUCAUAUGUACACAGGAAAAAAAAAAUCAAGAGAA